GCAUCACAGGGAGACGGUUAGGCCUCUGGAUAACUGCGGGCGGGCCUGACUGAUGUCAGGCCCUCCACAAGAGGUGGAGGAGUAGAGUCUUCUCUAAACUCCCCCAGGGAAAGGGAGACUCCCUUUCCCGGUCAGCUAAGUAGCGGGUGUUUUCCUUGACACUGAGGCUACCGCUAGACCACCGUCCGCUCGGCAAGGGGCGUCUUCCCAGACGCUGGCGUUACCGCUAGACCAAGGAGCCCUUCUGGUGGCCCUGUCUGGGCAUAACAGAAGGCUCGCACUCUUGUCUUCUGGUCACUUCUCACUAUGUCCCCUCAGCUCCUAUCUCUGAUCGCCAUCGCCAUCAUUGCUUGUCGUUGACUUCGGAUUUGUUUUCGGACUCCUUGGAGGCAUCUGCAGGCUAAAAGGAGACAACAUACCUUUAAGAACUUCAUUGACUAUGUGAAUAGAGGGGGAAGACUCCCAUGGACGAUGUAAAGAAACUGGGGAGGAGCCCGUCCUGGCACUCCCAUUGGCCUGUAGAUUCACCUCCCCUGGGCAGGGCCCCAGGACCCAGGAUAAUAUCUGUGCCUCCUGCCCAGAACCCUCCAAGCAGACACAAUGGUAAGAAUGGUGCCUGUCCUGCUGUCUCUGCUGCUGCUUCUGGGUCCUGCUGUCCCCCAGGAGAACCAAGAUGGUCGUUACUCUCUGACCUAUAUCUACACUGGGCUGUCCAAGCAUGUUGAAGACGUCCCCGCGUUUCAGGCCCUUGGCUCACUCAAUGACCUCCAGUUCUUUAGAUACAACAGUAAAGACAGGAAGUCUCAGCCCAUGGGACUCUGGAGACAGGUGGAAGGAAUGGAGGAUUGGAAGCAGGACAGCCAACUUCAGAAGGCCAGGGAGGACAUCUUUAUGGAGACCCUGAAAGACAUCGUGGAGUAUUACAAUGACAGUAAUGGUUCUCACGUAUUGCAGGGAAGGUUUGGUUGUGAGAUCGAGAAUAACAGAAGCAGCGGAGCAUUCUGGAAAUAUUACUAUGAUGGAAAGGACUACAUUGAAUUCAACAAAGAAAUCCCAGCCUGGGUCCCCUUCGACCCAGCAGCCCAGAUUACCAAGCAGAAGUGGGAGGCAGAACCAGUCUACGUGCAGCGGGCCAAGGCUUACCUGGAGGAGGAGUGCCCUGCGACUCUGCGGAAAUACCUGAAAUACAGCAAAAAUAUCCUGGACCGGCAAGAUCCUCCCUCUGUGGUGGUCACCAGCCACCAGGCCCCAGGAGAAAAGAAGAAACUCAAGUGCCUGGCCUACGACUUCUACCCAGGGAAAAUUGAUGUGCACUGGACUCGGGCCGGCGAGGUGCAGGAGCCUGAGUUACGGGGAGAUGUUCUUCACAAUGGAAAUGGCACUUACCAGUCCUGGGUGGUGGUGGCAGUGCCCCCGCAGGACACAGCCCCCUACUCCUGCCACGUGCAGCACAGCAGCCUGGCCCAGCCCCUCGUGGUGCCCUGGGAGGCCAGGUAGGAAGCAAGGGUUGGAGGCACUGUGGGAUUUCAGCCCCAGUAGCUGCCCUUCCUGCCUGAUGUGGGAGCUGAACCACAGAAAUCACAGUCAAUGGAUCCAUAAGGCCUGAGGAGCAGUGUGGGGGGACAGAGAGGAGGUGGAUUUGGAGACCGAAGACUGGGAUGCCUGUCUUGAGUAGACUUGGACCCAAAAAAUCAUCUCACCUUGAGCCCACCCCUACCCCAUUGUUUAAUCUGUAGAAGCUAAUAAAUAAUCAUCCCUCCUUGCCUAGCAUAA
This is a messenger RNA of Pan troglodytes (chimpanzee), 1773 nucleotides long. It is a transcript of the gene AZGP1, whose product is annotated as alpha-2-glycoprotein 1, zinc-binding. Bases 601 to 1497 code for a protein of 298 amino acids. The transcript is spliced from 7 exons. Gene Ontology annotation, biological process: antigen processing and presentation of endogenous peptide antigen via MHC class I via ER pathway, TAP-independent; positive regulation of T cell mediated cytotoxicity; immune response. Lineage: Eukaryota; Metazoa; Chordata; Mammalia; Primates; Hominidae. Gene Ontology annotation, cellular component: external side of plasma membrane. The record is from RefSeq and is a predicted model, not a curated record.